CACACACACACUCACACACAUUGGAUUGGGGACAGAGCUGCGUCUUGGCAGAGGAUGUUGUUAGCUGUAUGCAGCCAUAAAAGACAAUUACCGCUAUAACCUUUUAUGAGGUGCGAAGCGCUGCGAGGCGAGAGGACAGAAAACCAAAAAAAAUACAUCGAAGGCUUCAACAGCUGAAGCCCAAAAUAAUGCAGGCGAUGCUGCUCGCCUCAGAUAUGACGAGGCCGCUCAGCCUAAAGCUCCGUCAUUAGCGCCAUGUUUAUAACCAAGAACGAAGUAUUAUGAAAUAUAAUAGCACAAGGAAUUUGGAUUUUAAACGCGACGUGACCUCAAAAAUUCUAUCCCAAAGGUUUUAGAGAAGAGCUCUAGUUUUAAAAUAUGACCUCUGCAUUUGUAAGGCUGCUUCAAGUCUCUGCAUGUUGGUGAAAAUAUUUGGCACAAGGGCACAGAAAAUACAGGCAGUGCAAAUCCAACGUGAGCUACCUGCAGAGCUGCUAAAUUUGAGAUAGGCCUACGUAACGGCUCUGUCAGCUACACCAGCUUUAGUUCUUAUUAAUUACUUCACAUACACUGAUUGUGGUAGUUAGAGGGUACGUCGGACUUCAGUUGGAGUGCUGUUGUGACGCGUUAGGGGACGCAGAUGGACCCAAACUUCAAAGACUCGGCCAGAGACAGUGCAAUAAAACGCCUGGUCUGCUAUACUGUCUGGCAUUCCAGUUGUAAUGGCUUUAUGGCCGUCCAGACACAAUUAGGCCGUUUCCAGAAUGGCACCCAUUUGUUUUUUCUUCUCUUUCUGUGGGACUGCGCCCUGGACAAAAGACCGAGCGGAAAUGAUCAGCUUUAUUGGACUUCCCCGACGGGGACGCGCAGGACUCACGGUCAUUUGGAGCGAUCCUUUGUUUCUACCUGGGAACCUUCCGCCCUCUGCUCCUUUGCUGGGCCCAUCCUAAAGGAAAAGGAGCAAUAAAGUCAGCAGCUAGCUUCAAACGCAGUGGUUGGCCUAUAUAUGAUGCUUUUUCUCAAUACAUCUGGACAUGUCUGUUAAAACGCAUCGUCGAUUUGCUCAAAAAACAACGAGGAACAUACAUUUUGAGAUUCAUUUCUUUUAGUUUCGUCUUGCACUAAAUACCAGAUUGCAGCAGAAAAAGAAAACGCAUGCGCACUGCUGUCUUCCCACCCUGCAGUUUUCACUAGUCACCAGAGGGUGGCGACACUGUUCCACAACAUAACCCUGCCAUUUUAGCACUCCUCAAUGAACCUGCACUGGGGAACAAAAUGUAGUAACAUUUUUUAAGAGUCCAGCAAAAAUAAUUUCACACCUUUUUACAGUCUCAGUGCAGAAGCUGCUUCUCCAGCCUGCGGCUCAGCAGAGAAGAAUGAAACAGUCAGCACACUGUGACUGCUGGAUUAGCCUACUGCGUUCACCCUCAGAAAGUCGCUCUGUUUAAUGUUUUUCUUAUUAGGAUGUUUUUAUAAGCUACCGCUUUAUAGACGCAACUCAUUUGUAACUUAGUUAACUUGAGUGAUGGUAGGAUUAUUAAGAUAAAAUAUAAAAUAUGAGCAGUUUCCUCAUUGCAAGUAUUACUUUAUUUUUGAAUUUCCUAAAUAGAAUAUAUAUUUCCACUAUAGGGUUUUCGAUUUAAAUUGCAAUACGCAAAACAUAAUCGGCUGCCACAAAUAUUGCAACGAGUUUAAGGUGUAUUAUUUGUAUUAUUAUUGUUUCUGUUAUUGUAGUUCUGUUUUUUUCCAGUAUAAUUCUGACGAUGUCUUUUUGAGUUUUGUAUUGUAGGCAUGCUUUAAUUAGUUCAUUAUUGGUCGUAUGGACCAUUUCAGUGACAAUGUAAUGACAGUAAAACAUCUCUGGAGGGUGGAUUGAGGAUUAUUAUAAUUUUAUACUUAAAGUAACAAUUGUUGUGACAUAUUCUCACCUCAAACAUCGUGUCAGUGUACAAAUUCAAAGCUAUCAUGUUCCAACUUAGUAGAAAAUGAACAGUUUAUACACAUCGUCGAUAGUUCGCACUUAUAGGUACAUUUUAAUCUAAAUAUUGUUAUAUUUCAUGCGUACAUUUUAUUAAACAACGCCUACGUAUUGUUUUUUAAACAAACCAACAAAAUCACAUUCUGUCGGAAUAGUUACUUUACAAUUAUGACACAAUUUUAGUCAAAUAUGUACUGUAUAUUAGUGUAGCCUAUAAAUGUGUGUAGAUUAUUUUUGUUAUUAUUAAGUAAAUUCUCUGUAUACGAAGGUGUAUGAAAUAGAAAAAUAAAGCAUUUUAUUAAAUUAGAUGGUUUAUAUAGAUGGUUAUUUAUAAUGUUAGUAGAUAUAUUAUAAAAAAACAUGACCUAAUAUAACCUAAAUUCCUUCUAGAUCACUGGGAUUGUGAGAAUUUCUCUCGUAUGUGUUUACAUGCGUGUAUGCAAUCGUGUGUGAAGCGUUAAUCCCACUCUGCAGUCCUGCGCCAUAAUGAUAUCCAUGUCUGUUUGCUGAUUGGGUGAGAGCUGCCAGGCCCGAGUCACGUGGGUGAGUUCUUUGGUCCAGAGUGAAAAUGGGGUUUGGUGUAAAUCUAGGGUGUAUUGCUGUCAUAUAUCACGCUACCUCGUAAAAACGACACUGAAGAUUCUGGGCCAACAAAUCAGAGCGAAAAAAUAUGAGUUCUUAUUAUGUGGAUGGUCUUCUUAGCAAAUAUACGGCGGGUAGUUCUCUCUUCCCAAACGUAGAACGGGCGUCUUGCAGUAUUGGACCCAGUGGAGAGGACUAUGCUUCGGCUCGGACUGCUGCGGCCAUUGCGUUCUCACCAUCUCUGUCUGGAGUGUACAGCGUCAAUAAUGCAGUGUACCAGAGCCGUCCCGUGUUUACCUCGGGAUAUGGCCAGGGGCAGGACGCACAUACACUGCACUGCAGCCUGUUCGACCAGAGCCGGCUGUUCACCGAUAGCUGCUGCCAUCCGGAGCCGGGACCCCUCACCUUGCCGCCGGACAAACAAUACCGGAUGUACCCCUGGAUGAGAGCAUCAGAUCCAAAUCGAAAGCGAGGGCGGCAGACCUACUCCCGGUACCAGACCCUGGAGCUGGAGAAGGAGUUCCACUUCAACCGUUACCUGACCCGCAGGAGGAGGAUCGAGAUAGCCCAUGCUCUCUGCCUCACGGAGAGACAGAUCAAAAUCUGGUUUCAGAAUCGCAGGAUGAAGUGGAAAAAAGACCACAAGGAGGAAUCCACGUCGACCCCCGGGGGAAAGGACGGUGAUAACCAGGCGGUUUUAGAGGCCAGAGAGCACGAAGCGGGAGACACCCGGAGCUCUGGUUUGGAGUCAGAAACAGCUGCAAAGUAACAAAAGACACGGACAGAGCAUUUAAUGAAAAACACUGUUUAGUAGGGAUUAGGGAUACAUCUCAGAUAUUUCUCACAUACAAUUCAUGCACUAAG
Messenger RNA from Anarrhichthys ocellatus (wolf-eel), 3424 nucleotides. RefSeq names its product homeobox protein Hox-A7. NCBI's taxonomy places the organism in Eukaryota, Metazoa, Chordata, Actinopteri, Perciformes, Anarhichadidae. Gene Ontology annotation, molecular function: RNA polymerase II cis-regulatory region sequence-specific DNA binding; DNA-binding transcription factor activity, RNA polymerase II-specific. The record is from RefSeq and is a predicted model, not a curated record. Gene Ontology annotation, biological process: regulation of transcription by RNA polymerase II; anterior/posterior pattern specification. Gene Ontology annotation, cellular component: nucleus. The coding region runs from base 2649 to 3329 and encodes 226 amino acids. The transcript has 2 exons.